AUGACUGCUGUCAGGCGUUUACAACAAACUUUAUCCCAUGUUCAGCCACCACAGGCGGUUGAACAGUUCUCUAUCGUCUAUGGACCUACUCAGCCAGAACUACUCGACAUUACCUUAGGCGAGCUCCUGACACUCCAAAGUCUCAAAUAUGGUGAUCACGAGUGUCUGGUAUUUCCCUGGACAGGGGCUCGGUGGACAUAUGCAGACCUGAACGACGAGGCUGACCGGGUGGCUCGCGGCCUACUGGCAAUGGGAAUCCAAAAGGGUGACCGUAUAGGUAUUAUGGCUGGAAACUGCGAGCAAUAUAUCUCUGUGUUUUUUGGGGCUGCCCGCGUGGGUGCGAUCUUGGUAGUUUUGAACAACACUUAUACGCCCUCAGAGCUAUACUACGCUCUAGAACAUACAGAUUGUCGGUUACUGUUCUUAACUUCCCACAUUGGCCGACGUUCGUUAGAAGACGUUUUAUUAAAAUUAGGCCCUCAACCGAAGCGGAAGGGAUCAUCUGCAGCUUUAGAGGAGAUCAUCAUUUUGCGGGGGAAAUACCAAAAUUUUAGAACCUACACUGGUUUAAUUCAACAUGGAACCUCUCUAUCAACAAAUGUCUUUCUGGAUAGACAAGCUGAGCUGCGUCCCGAUGAUGUUUGCAACUUGCAGUUUACUAGUGGUUCGACCGGAAAUCCCAAGGCCGCGAUGUUGACGCAUCACAAUCUUGUCAAUAACUCGAGAUUCAUUGGCGACCGUAUGGACCUUACCUCAUUUGAUAUCCUUUGCUGCCCCCCUCCUUUAUUUCAUUGCUUUGGCCUUGUACUGGGGAUGCUGGCCGUUGUCACGCAUGGGUCAAAGAUCGUCUUUCCUGGUGAGACGUUUGACCCUGUUGCGGUCCUCCAUGCAAUCUCAGACGAAAAGUGUACCGCACUACACGGUGUGCCGACCAUGUUCGAGGCGAUCCUAAGCCUCCCCAAACCCCCGAAUUUCGAUACAAGCAACUUACGUACGGGUAUCAUCGCUGGUGCUCCCGUCCCGCGUCCUUUAAUGAAACGACUACUUGAGGAAUUGAACAUGACACAGUACACUAGCAGCUACGGACUGACCGAAGCGUCACCAACUUGCUUCAAUGCGCUCACCACUGACACUAUAGAGACCCGACUAAGGACCGUGGGUAAAGUAAUGCCUCAUGCGAGAGCAAAGAUUAUCGAUUCGCAGGGUCACAUUGUUCCAGUCGGCGUACGUGGAGAGCUUUGUAUUGCAGGAUACCAGUUGACUAAAGGAUACUGGCACAACCCACAAAAGACGGCGGAGACGCUGGUCCCUGAUGCAGAGGGUAUCACAUGGCUCAAAACCGGUGAUGAAGCCAUGUUUGAUCCACAAGGCUACUGUACCAUCACUGGGCGAUUCAAAGACAUCAUAAUUCGUGGUGGGGAAAACAUCUAUCCGUUAGAGAUUGAAGAGCGGCUGGCAACUCAUCCGGCCAUCGAAGUCGCCUCCGUGAUCGGCAUCCCAGACCACAAAUACGGUGAAGUCGUUGGUGCGUUUAUCGCCGUAACACCAGGCUACGAGGGCAAGAGACCAUCCGAUGAAGAAUUGCGGACCUGGACACGGGAAACACUAGGUCGCCACAAAGCACCACAGCAUGUGUUUGUUUUUGGUGAAGAGGGUGUGGACGCAACAAUCCCAGUGACGGGUAGUGGAAAGGUGCGGAAGGUGGAAUUGCGCAAGAUUGCAGAAAGGGUCCUCUAUCAGCGCAAAAAAGCUACCUGA
This is a messenger RNA of Aspergillus tanneri, 1758 nucleotides long. RefSeq names its product putative long-chain-fatty-acid-CoA ligase (gene sidI). Gene Ontology annotation, molecular function: medium-chain fatty acid-CoA ligase activity. Gene Ontology annotation, biological process: fatty acid metabolic process. The transcript has 6 exons. The coding region runs from base 1 to 1758 and encodes 585 amino acids. The record is from RefSeq and is a predicted model, not a curated record. Lineage: Eukaryota; Fungi; Ascomycota; Eurotiomycetes; Eurotiales; Aspergillaceae.